ACAGUCUUGGUCUGAGCUAGAGGGGAAAUGAGAGCCUGAGUAGGUGGCUGGAGACUGAGGGAGCAGCAGAUCUUUGUCAUUUCAAUCAACAGUUGGUGGGGAGGACGGCUUAUUGGUGGAAGAAGGAAGUCAGAGCAGAGACACUGAAAAGCAGGUUUGCUGAAAACAGAGGGGAGUGGAGAAACAUCUGCAGGCGACAUGGUGCCUCUGCAGCUCACCCUGCUGGCUGCUCUUCUCCUGGGGACUCACAGUGCACAAGCAGUCCAGGAACCCAUCUUGUUCCACGUCAUCCAGAUCACGUCCUUUGUCAACGAAUCCUGGGCACAGCAUCAGGGCUCAGGCUGGCUGGGUGACAUACAGACUCAUGGCUGGGACAACAAGUCUGGCACAAUAGUUUUCCUGCACCCUUGGUCUAAAGGCAACUUCAGCAACGAGGAAUUGACUGACCUGGAGCUUCUGUUCCGUGUCUACCUCAUUGGAUUAACUCGAGAGUCUCAAGAAUAUGCCAGCCAAUUGCACUUCAAGUAUCCCUUUGAAGUACAGGUGACAGCUGGCUGUGAGCUACAUUCUAGUGAUGUCACAAAAGCCUUCUUACAGGCAGCUUAUCAAGGAUCAGAUUUCCUGAGUUUCCAAAACUUGUCAUGGGUGCCAUCUCCAGGGAGUGACAGCAAAGCCCAGAGUGUCUGUGAUCUCCUGAACCAGUAUGAAGCCAUCAAGGAAACAGUGCAGAGGCUCAUCACAAACACCUGUCCCCAAUUUGCCUUGGGUCUCUUUGAUGCAGGGAAGGUGGAUCUCCAGAAGCAAGUGAGGCCAGAGGCCUGGCUGUCCAGCGGCCCCAGCCCUGGUCCUGGCCGUCUGCUGCUGGUGUGUCAUGUCUCUGGCUUCUACCCAAAGCCAGUGUGGGUGAUGUGGAUGCAGGGUGAGCAGGAGCAGCCAGAUACCCAGCGAAGUGAUGUCCUGCCUCAUGCUGAUGGGACAUGGUAUCUUCGGGUGACACUGGAUGUGGCGGCACGGGAAGCAGCCGGCCUGUCUUGCCGAGUGAGACACAGCAGUCUAGGGGGCCACGACAUGGUCAUCUACUGGGGACACCACCUUUCCAUGUACUUGAUCCUGUUGGCCGUGAUAGUGCCCCUAAUUCUUCUGAUAGUCAUUGCAUUGUGGCUUAAGAAGCGCUGCUCCUAUGAAGACAUCCCGUGAGCUUCCUCACCAAGCCUUCCCCGAAGGCCCAGGAGCCUAGGACAUCAGAGUGAUACCAUUCUUUCCACCCUCCAUUUAAUUUUGUUCCUGUUUCUGCUUUAUAAUCAUCAGUUCACACAAACUAGUCUAGUCAGAUCACUCUGUAUGGAAUGCCUUCUUUAUAAUCUCCAUUUGUUUAAUAGUCUUCAACUUCUGAAGCCUAUUAUGAUUCAUAUCCUCCAGAAUCUUCCCUAAUUUGUUGGUAAGAAGCUCUUCAACUCUGUUGUAUGGGCAUCUCAUUUCUCCCUGCACGGCAGCACCUUAGUGCUUUCUUCCCUUCCAAUAUGCAAGCUCCUUUGAGACAAUGAUCAUGAUGAAGGUGUGUUUUUUGCAGGUAAAACGUGCUCGGUGAAAAUCAAACCCAAACAAAGGAUAUUCAAGUUGGACGUACUGUCCUACUGACUUUCCUCAUUAUGUUCACUCCUGCCAUGGUUAUAGGUUUUGAAGGAUUGAUGUUUCCCUCAUUCUUUAAAUGUUUCUUAAGUGGCUCCCAAAUCCCAUAUCACUUUAGCUCCCUCAUUUUCUCACUAAACUCUUAAGGAAAAAUGCAACUUUGCUCCUUGCCGAGCUUAUUUUCCAAAUACAAUGAUGCUACUCUUUCCAACUUAUUCCAAACAUGAAGAGAGAAAGACUGUGCAAUGGGGCAGACAUGUCGCUGAUGGUUAACAAAACAGAACAAGAGAGCUGGUCACCAAGGUUAGGGUGGCAUCAAGGCAAGGGAAGUUUAUGGAAGUCAACCCCCUCCAGGGGUGGCACUAUCUCAGAUACCCUUGCCUGGACUUUGUUUUCUUUGAGACUCAUUCACUAAUUCAAGUAAUACUUCUCAGGCUCUGAACACGGGACAGGCACACUUGUGAACUGAUCGAGGAGGAAACAGUGGGGACUGUAUCCACCUGACCGGUGUUGCAAGGUCCAUUUUUUUCAGUCUGUUCAUGUCCUUUGUACUUGGUACUUUUUUUUGUUUCAGUUUGGAAAUUUUUAAUCAACUUUAUCAAUGUAUAAUUUACAUACCACAAAAUCCAUCUGUUUUAAGUAUACAAUUCCAUUCAUUUUGACCUAUGUCAAAUAGGUCAAACUUAUAAAGUAAGAACACAGUCAAGGUAUAGCACAUCCCAUUACCCCAGUACCCCCAUGCCCAUUUGCAGCUAAACCUAACACCAACCAGGAAGACUUGCAAAUACUGGUAUGCUUACUGAUAUAGUUCAGCUUAGAUGUGUCUUUUCUAUAAUUUUAUUAAAAUAAAAUAACUUAUAUAAACCA
Molecule: messenger RNA, 2496 nt
Organism: Hyaena hyaena (striped hyena)
Lineage: Eukaryota; Metazoa; Chordata; Mammalia; Carnivora; Hyaenidae
Product: T-cell surface glycoprotein CD1c-like
Exons: 6
Coding region: 199-1197 (332 amino acids)
Biological process (GO): immune response; antigen processing and presentation, exogenous lipid antigen via MHC class Ib; antigen processing and presentation, endogenous lipid antigen via MHC class Ib
Cellular component (GO): external side of plasma membrane
Molecular function (GO): exogenous lipid antigen binding; lipopeptide binding; endogenous lipid antigen binding
Source: RefSeq, a predicted model, not a curated record